AUGCACACUAGACGUAUUCGUGAUACCGAUAACAGGCAAUUGGUGGGACAUCACGUGGCACAACGACGUCUUGAUCGACGGGAACCGACGCCUCAGGACCCUACGUUCGUUCAUCGCCCAAGGCGUACGACGGCACUUCCUAUCAGUCUUUGCAUGGGUUCAUCACAGGCUGAUGGGCCCGAGCGAUCGAACUUUGUUAUAUGA
Cercopithifilaria johnstoni is the source of this 204-nucleotide messenger RNA. NCBI's taxonomy places the organism in Eukaryota, Metazoa, Nematoda, Chromadorea, Rhabditida, Onchocercidae. The record is from the annotation of a GenBank genome assembly.